AUGGAGGAGGGCGCUUGCCUCUGCGGAGUGGGCUCUUCGCUGGGAUGUCGGCGUCGUCAGGAGUGCCAGGGCCCAGCUGAGAGGGCAGCGCCCAAGGGCAAGCAGUGUCAACAGGAGUGCCAGGGCCCAGCUGAGACGGCAGCGGCCGAGGGCAAGCCAGCCCUGGCAAAAAAGCACCUCGAGGCGGACACGGAAGCGCGGUGCUGUGCGGGGAGUGGAGGAAUCUCGAGCCCCAUGCCGCCCCCGCACUGCUCGCUGCAGGACCUGCCGGUGGAGAUGCUAGUGAAAAUCUUCAUCUUGCUCCCCGGCACCGACCUGCCCAGCCUGGCCCAGGCCUGCACCAAAUUCCACCACAUCCUGCACACUGACAGCAUCUGGAGACGGCGCUGCCGGGAAGAGUAUGGCGUUCGUGAAACCUUGCAGAACCUGAAGAUGAUCGGUAUGUCUUAUCGAGAAGUCUAUGCGAAGCUGCUCCACCCAUACAGAAACAUUUUGGGAUUGUGGCAGCUAGAUAAAGACUAUGGAACACUGCUGAAUGUAGUGGUAGAUGGCUUAUGCAUUACUGGUGGGACGUGCAGGCCUUCCCAUAACACCCAUGUGGAUGACCCAAUGCAAUUCAAGCCCUCCUUUAGAAUUCGCCUGACGGAGAGAAAAUCAGCCACACUGGAGUACCUGGACGACUUCUACAGCUUUUCCCACAGCCGCCACCUGCAGAUUCGGAAGGACAGGUUCAGCAUCCAGUGGAUCCAAAGAGACCACCGAAUGGAUUUACCACCGCAGAUUAGGAGAGAACGGGGGCUGGAGCUGGUGCGGGAGGACAGACAGCAGUAUGACUGGGUGACCUACCGUCGCCUCUACCUCCCACCAAGCCACCCGGAUGACCUCAUCAGGCCAGGCCUCUUCCAGUUCAAAGACGAGAGCUUCAGACCAAAGAAGAUUGCCAUACUCAGCUUCCAUGGGAAGUAUGCCAGGGUCACCGAGAUCAGGGGAGGGUUAAUCUGGACGUUUGAGAUCCACCUCAGGCACGGCAUCCAGCUGCGAGAUGGCCAGAUCUUCCGCAACUUCAACGAGCUCUCCUGCAUGGUCCGGGAGAUUGACGAGCAGGUGAUCCGGGAGCUGGAGCAGCAGCAAGAAGACGGGACUGAGGAAAGCCAGGGCCAUGGCUGGCAGAGCCCUGCCCAGCCCAGCGUCGGGGAGUCCGGGGCUGCAGCUUCGGAGGAGCAGCCUGUUCCGUUUGUUCUGCCUGUGGGCGUGCGCUCAAGAGACCAGAACUACCCCCAAACCUGCAGGAUGUGUUUCUAUGGAGUGCACAAUGUUAUCUUAAGUGGCUUCCACAACCUCAUGCGCCUCCCUGGAGUCGUCAUCCUGUUAGAUGAGAACCACCUCGGGUUCAUCUCGCUGGAGGAGAAAUACUUCAUCGUGCUUGCUUCCAUGCACUUUGAAGAUUUGACCUUCUGA
Molecule: messenger RNA, 1458 nt
Organism: Myotis brandtii (Brandt's bat)
Lineage: Eukaryota; Metazoa; Chordata; Mammalia; Chiroptera; Vespertilionidae
Product: F-box only protein 31
Exons: 2
Coding region: 1-1458 (485 amino acids)
Molecular function (GO): protein binding
Source: RefSeq, a predicted model, not a curated record